AAUCCCGCGCCGCGCUCCCGCCCACCGAGCGGAUCAAGUUUGAAUGAACGGCAGCAGCUGCUCCGGAGCGGGGACGCACACUUGGAUUUGCGGUAAUUAUCGAAAAGUGCGGGGCUCGUCGAUCGCUGAUCCAGGAUGGACAUGAAGAAGAGGAUUCACCUGGAGCUGCGGAACCGCACUCCGGCUGAUGUCAAAGAACUCGUGUUAGACAACUGUCGCUCGAACAAAGGGAAGAUCGAGGGUCUGACAGACGAGUUCGAGGAGCUGGAAUUUUUAAGCACAAUUAACGUUGGACUGACGACAGUCGGCCACUUGCCAAAGCUCAACAAACUCAAAAAGCUUGAACUCAGCGAUAACAGGAUCUCAGGAGGGUUGGAAGUUCUGGCCGACAAGUGCCCCAGCCUCACACACCUCAACCUCAGCGGCAACAAGAUUAAAGACCUCAGCACGAUAGAGCCUUUGAAAGAACUGGCGACGCUGAAAAGCCUCGACCUGUUUAACUGUGAGGUGACGAACCUGAACGAGUACAGAGACAACGUGUUCAAGCUGCUUCCCCAGCUCACGUACCUGGACGGCUACGACAAGGACGACAAGGAGGCGCCGGACUCAGACGCCGAGGUUUACGCAGAGGGCUUGGACGACGAUGACGACGAGGACGAUGACGAGGAGGAGUACGAUGAAGACACAGUACCAGGAGACGAGGAGGAAGAUGGGGAGGACGAUGAAGAGGAGAACGAAGAAGAGGAAGAGGACGACCUAAGUGGAGAGGAGGAAGAGGACGAAGACGUGAACGACAAAGAGGCUGACGAUGAUGAAGAUGGAGAGGGUGAGGAAGCGGAGCAAGGUCAGAAGAGAAAACGGGAGCUGGAUGAAGAAGGGGAGGAAGACGAGGAUGAGGAGGAUUGAGAAUCCUCCUGAAGAAGCUAAGUUGUGACCUGUUAAACUUGUUAUCUCCCAGUCACUCCCCAGCAGCCCCAUGUGUCCCCGCCCCCCCAGUUUCAUAUUGCAGUAGGAGUGGUUGCUUGUUAUUGGCCAGUCAGGUAGACGGGGUUGUCUGGAGGAAUGAGUUCUGUCCCCUUGAUGCUCCCGUGUCCCCGUCUUUAACGUCCACUUUUGACUGCUUCGUGGACACCCAGUUUUGUAAUAUCCAAUAUUAGCAAAGAUAAACCUUUUUAAGAAACCUUUUGUUUUCUCACUGUUUGUGUAAGACCAGUUUUCUGAUGACUUGUGUAUUUGAAGACCCCCCCCC
Molecule: messenger RNA, 1249 nt
Organism: Platichthys flesus (European flounder)
Lineage: Eukaryota; Metazoa; Chordata; Actinopteri; Pleuronectiformes; Pleuronectidae
Gene: anp32a
Product: acidic (leucine-rich) nuclear phosphoprotein 32 family, member A
Exons: 7
Coding region: 136-906 (256 amino acids)
Biological process (GO): regulation of apoptotic process
Cellular component (GO): nucleus
Molecular function (GO): histone binding
Source: RefSeq, a predicted model, not a curated record